UAAGGUAUCCCGUCCUUCUGCCACCUCUCCCCCUGUCCCGGAGUCUGGAUCCUGGAUACGUCUUUCUCUUUGUCUUUGGUGAGGAGAGGGACACAGGGAACGAGAGAGGAGAAACGGGGUUGCAGGUCCUAACGCAAGGCCAGAAACACAGAGGAGACGCUGCUGUCAAACAGGCAGGACGCCACUUGAUCAAGACAACAGCUCCCUGUGCACCAGGGACACCAUCUUAUCUCUGACUGGGUUGUUCAUUCUGCCGGGAGAAUUAGUGUUUCCCACCACACUUCAGCCACGCUCUGAAGAGUGUGAUCGGUGUAAGUUGUUCGCUUCUUCGCGUUUUGUUUUUUCGUGGUGAGCUGGCUGGACAUCCCCAGCGGAAGCAGAAAGGAUGAAGACCCAGUGGCUGCUCCUCUUCUCUUGCCUGUGUCUGGCGCCCCUCUGCCCGGCCGACAAAGGCCUGGAGUUCCCCCGCUAUGACGGCAAGGACCGCGUCCUGGACGUAGACGACAAGAACUACAAGAAAGCCAUGAAGAAAUAUGACAUGCUGUGCCUGCUCUAUCAUGCCCCACCACCCACCGGGAAGGAGCUGCAGAAACAGUUCCAGAUGACCGAGCUCGUCCUGGAGCUGGCUGCCCAGGUCCUGGAAGUGAAGAACAUUGGCUUUGGCAUGGUCGAUUCCCACAAAGACGCCAAGGUUGCUAAGAAACUCGGCCUGGACGAGGAGGGGAGUGUUUACAUCUUCAAGGCCGACCGCGUGAUUGAGUUUGACGGGAUGCUCUCCUCUAAUGUCCUGGUGGAGUUCCUUUUAGACUUACUGGAGGACCCAGUAGAAGUGAUUGAUAAUGCGCUGGAAUUAAAAGCAUUUGAUCGUAUGGAAGACGAAGUCCGGCUUAUUGGAUACUUCAAAAACCAGCAGUCUGAGCAUUUCCUUGCUUUCAAAGAGGCAGCAGAGCAGUUCCAACCUUACAUCAAAUUUUUUGCCACCUUUGAGAAAUCAGUGGCCAAACCUCUGACCCUGAAGAUGAAUGAGGUGGACUUCUACGAGCCCUUCAUGGAGGAUCCCAUGACCGUUCCCGACAAGCCCAACUCUGAAGAGGAGAUUGUGGCCUUCAUCACUGAACACAGGCGAGCAACACUGAGAAAACUGCGGCCCGAGGACAUGUUCGAGACCUGGGAGGACGACAUGGAUGGCGUUCAUAUUGUGGCCUUUGCAGAGGAAGAAGACCCUGAUGGCUAUGAGUUCCUUGAGGUCCUGAAAGAAGUGGCCAGAGAUAACACACACCUCCCAGGCCUCAGCAUCGUAUGGAUCGACCCUGAUGACUUCCCACUGCUGAUCCCCUAUUGGGAAAAGACCUUUAAGGUAGACCUCUUCAGCCCUCAGAUCGGUGUGGUCAACGUGACUGAUGCCGACAGCAUUUGGUUGGAGAUGGAUGAUGAUGCAGAUCUGCCCACAGCUGAAGAGCUGGAGGACUGGAUUGAGGAUGUGCUCUCAGGCAAAGUUAACACUGAGGACGAUGACGAUGAUGAUGAUGACGAUGACGAUGACGAUGACGAUGACGAUGAUGAUGAUGAUGAUGAUGAUGAUGAUGACGACGAUGAUGAUGACAAUGACGAUGAUGACGAUGAUGAUGACGACAACGAUGACGACGAUGAUGAUGACGAUGACGACGAUGAUGAUGAUGACGACGACGAUGACGAUGACGAUGACGAUGAUGAAUAAUUUUUCCUCUGGUUAUUUUCUAAGUUUCAGUAACAUCAAGACAACCAAGUUCAAUGAGGACAGAAGAAUCUAAACUUGUUAAAGGUUUUGUUCAUUUUGUACAUUGCUAAACUUAGAGGGUAAUUUCAUCAAACACAUUUCUAUCUAAAUUCCAUUAAGUGGUGGAGAUUGUUACGGUAUCAAUCUGUUUGACUGAAUUCAAUGUCUAGGUUUAAUGGUUCAAUGGAAAUAAAAUCUGCUAUUGGUGAAUAGCA
Clupea harengus (Atlantic herring) is the source of this 1971-nucleotide messenger RNA. It is a transcript of the gene casq2, whose product is annotated as calsequestrin 2. The record is from RefSeq and is a predicted model, not a curated record. Gene Ontology annotation, molecular function: calcium ion binding. Gene Ontology annotation, biological process: regulation of cardiac muscle contraction by regulation of the release of sequestered calcium ion. Lineage: Eukaryota; Metazoa; Chordata; Actinopteri; Clupeiformes; Clupeidae. Gene Ontology annotation, cellular component: sarcoplasmic reticulum lumen; Z disc.